Molecule: messenger RNA, 3899 nt
Organism: Pomacea canaliculata
Lineage: Eukaryota; Metazoa; Mollusca; Gastropoda; Architaenioglossa; Ampullariidae
Product: multidrug resistance-associated protein 1-like
Biological process (GO): transmembrane transport
Cellular component (GO): membrane
Molecular function (GO): ATP binding; ATP hydrolysis activity; ABC-type transporter activity
Source: RefSeq, a predicted model, not a curated record
CCAUCACUGCUCCGAGUCUUGCUGAAGCUCUUGGGACCUUCACUGCUCCUCGCACUUUUCUUGAAAGUGGUUUCUGAAGGGUUACUUCUUUUAAACCCUGUGAUUUUAGGACUGUUGAUUGAGCAGGUGGGCAGCAAGGAGAGGAUGGGGUCUGGCUACGUGCUGGUGGUGCUGAUGUUCCUGGUAAACAUGGUCACAUCACUGCUCUUUAACUUCAGCUACUGGCUUUUCCAGAUUAUUGGAAUGCACCUCAAGACUAACCUUAUUGCUGCUGUUUACAGAAAGUCCUUGACGAUGAACAGCGCCGCACGGCGACUGGUCACUGGCGGGGAGAUAAUCGACCUCAUGUCCGUCGACUGCCAACAUCUUCAGAACGCCAUGAUUUAUUUUGACGCCUGGACUAUUCCACUGCAGGUUGUCAUGGUUGUCGGUGUCCUCUACUUCUACAUCGGCCCCUCAGUCUUCGCCGGCCUCAUCGUGCUUCUCCUUCUUGUUCCCUUCAUCUACAUCGCCAGUCGUCAGCAGAAGCUCAACACCAGCAACCUCAAGUUCAAGGACCACAGACUGAGGCUGACCAAUGAGGUUUUGAGGGGAAUAAAGGUGAUAAAGCUGUAUGCAUGGGAACCUUCUUUCGAAAAGAUGAUAACGGACUGGAGGAACAAUGAGACGAUGGUGCUGCUCAAAAUGGCCUACCUGAACAUGUUGAUGGGUGUGUGCUGCUACUUCGCACCUUUUCUGGUAACCCUGGCCACGUUCACAGUGUUCUUGGAGGUCUCCACUGACAACCACCUGGACGCUCAACGGGUCUUUGUCACCCUGGCCUUGUUGAACAUUCUAAGGUCGCCUCUCAACUACCUGUCCACCAACGUAACUACUACAGUUCAGGCUUUCGUGUCAGUGCAAAGGAUCAACACGUUUCUCUGCUCUGAGGACCUUGACGACAACACUGUUACCUAUGAUGCCGAUGCAGUGAGUGCCAUAUCUGUGAGAUGUGGAACAUUCACCUGGAACAAAAGCUACGAACCUGUCUUGAAAAACAUCGACAUCACCAUUGGUGUCGGAAGUCUCGUGGCGGUGCUGGGUCACGUUGGAAGCGGAAAGUCGUCAUUGAUCUCUUCUUUUCUCGGAGAAACCGAGAAAUUAUCGGGGGAAGUAAUUUUAAAGAGUUCUGUGGCUUACGUACCGCAACAAGCGUGGAUCCAAAACGGAACGAUACGGGAUAACAUUCUUUUCGGGAAACUCUUCAAUGAAAAAAUAUAUCAACAGGUCCUGCGGGCAUGCGCACUAGAGCGUGACUUAGAAAUACUGUCUGCUGGAGACAUGACUGAGAUUGGCGAACGGGGUAUCAACCUCAGUGGGGGUCAGAAGCAGAGAGUGAGUCUGGCCCGCGCCGUGUACAGUGACAGCGACAUCUACCUACUGGACGACCCGCUCAGCGCCGUGGACUCGCACGUGGGCAAACACAUCUUCACCGAGGUCAUUGGCCCCAACGGCUUGCUCCGGCACAAGACGCGGGUGCUGGUGACACACGGCAUCCACUGGCUGCCGAUGGUUGACGAGAUCAUCGUGCUGUCCGACAACGGCAUCUCGGAGAAAGGCAGCUACGACACUCUCAUGUCCCACGACGGACCCUUCGCUCGCUUCCUCAAGCUUCACCUGCAACAGGAGGACAUUGAGGAAGAGGAAGACCCUGAAAUCUCGACGCUCAUCAACACGAUCCGAGAGGACGUGGAGACGGCGACUUCCGAUGGCGCAACUUCCGGUGAAGAUCAAACACGUCUUGAGAACGCUAGAAGAAUACAGUACACUAGUAAUGGAUUAAAGUCAUCGUCGAUGACAAACUCCACGAAGCUUAAGCCCGGGAAGCGCCACCUGGAGGAGGACAAGCCACUAGAGGACAAAGGUCGACUGGUGCACGAGGAGAAAAUAGAGAAAGGAAAGGUAAAAUGGAGCGUGUUUCUCACUUACCUGCGAGCAGCGGGCGCCGUGCCCUUCACGGCAUCUGUUUUGUUCUUCAUCCUUUACGAAGCCGCCAUCGCCUCAGGUAACUUCUGGCUCAGCCGCUGGACCGACGACCCCUUCCUCGCCAUCGCCGACAGCAACGCCACCUUGCGGCACGACUACAUCGCCAGGAACCACUACUACCUGACGGUGUUUGGAGUGUUAGGCAUCGUACAAAUAAUCGCCCUGAUUUUCAACAACUUCUUGUUCUGGGUUCGAAUGGUCGCCGCCUCCAAAAAUCUUCACCGCCGACUUCUUGCUAGUGUACUGCGGUCACCAAUGGCCUUUUUUGAUACAACACCGAUUGGGCGAAUGGUCAACAGAUUUUCCAGUGACAUAGAGACCAUCGAUAGCAGCCUCCCCAUCUUCCUUCGCGAGUUUCUCUACCUUGGGACUAGGAUUCUUGUCACUGUUAUUGUCAUCUCUAUUAACACACCGCCUUUCAUCACAGUCGUCUUUCCCAUGCUCAUCCUGUAUUAUAUCGUACAGAGCUUCUACAUCCCGACGUCCCGGCAGCUGAAGAGGAUGGAGUUGGUCAGUCGCAGCCCCAUCUACGUCCACUUCAGCGAGACCAUCAGCGGCGGCGCCACCAUCCGCGCCUACCGAGCGGUCGACCGCUUCAUCGAGGAGUCCAAGCGACGGGUGGACAGAAACCAGUCCUUGUACUACGCUAGUCUGAGCGCAAACAGAUGGCUGAGAACAAAUUUGGAAAUCAUCGCAAAUCUCGCUAUCUUUGGUGCUGCCAUCUUUUCUGUUACUUCCCCUGGUACUGGAGGUGGAACUGUGGGUCUGUCUAUAUCUUAUGCAAUUCAGAUCUCGGACUCUUUGACAUGGAUGGUCCGACAGAUGAGCGAGCUGGAGACGAAUAUUGUAUCGGUGGAGAGGGUGAAAGAAUACUCAGAACUGGAGUCAGAGGCACCAUGGAUUAUCCCUUCUCGACGUCCAUUUCCUUCCUGGCCCGAUAGAGGUCGCCUUAUUGUCACCGACUACAGCACGCGCUAUCGACCCGGCCUUCACCUUGUAUUGCGAGGCGUGACCUUUACUAUCGAGGCUGGUCAGAAGGUCGGCAUCGUUGGAAGAACAGGGGCAGGUAAGUCCUCCCUGACUUUCUCUCUCUUUCGCUUGAUCGAGGCCUGUAACGGCAACAUCAUGAUCGACGGCGUCAACAUCGCCGACAUCGGGCUCCACGACCUGCGCUCUCGCAUCACCAUCCUGCCACAGGACCCCGUGCUCUUUUCUGGCCCGCUAAGGAUGAACCUCGACCCAGUGAAUCAGUAUUCAGAUGAUCAAAUAUGGAAAGCUUUGGAGAGGACCCAUCUCAGAGGUUUUGUGGAAGAGUUGCCAGAAAAACUUAACCAUCAUGUCGGAGAAGAGGGACGGAGCCUAAGUGUAGGUCAGCAGCAGUUGGUGUGCCUGGCCAGGACGCUGCUUCGCCAGACUAUAAUCCUGGUCCUGGACGAGGCCACGGCCGCCGUUGACAUGGAGACGGACUCCCUCAUCCAGAACACCAUCCGCGAGGCCUUCAGCUCCUGCACCAUCAUUACCAUCGCACACCGCCUCAACACCAUCAUGGACUACGACAGGAUCCUCGUGCUGGAUGAAGGGCUGGUGAAGGAGUACGACGCGCCCCAAGUACUUCUUGCGGACGAGAAGAGUAUUUUCUACAGCAUGGCCAAGGACGCUGACCUUGUGUAGCAUGGUCAAGGACCAUUUGACGACACGUACAAGGCGCUGACCCAAUUCAAAUGAUCAAAGAUGCUGUCCUGAGUGAAACGCUUGUUUGCAAGCAACUAAACGCGGUUAGAAGCAUGAAAAACGUAAAUGUAUAUCGUUUUAUCUGCUCAUUCUUCUCAAAAUAAAAACCUGAACCAUAAUGCUGACUCAUACCUUAACUCAAG